Messenger RNA from Drosophila navojoa, 5728 nucleotides. RefSeq names its product Glutamate receptor IIE (gene GluRIIE). Gene Ontology annotation, cellular component: membrane. The record is from RefSeq and is a predicted model, not a curated record. Gene Ontology annotation, biological process: monoatomic ion transport. Gene Ontology annotation, molecular function: ligand-gated monoatomic ion channel activity; signaling receptor activity. NCBI's taxonomy places the organism in Eukaryota, Metazoa, Arthropoda, Insecta, Diptera, Drosophilidae.
AAAUAUAUAUAUAGAGAACAGAGAAAAGUAUCAAAAAUAGACACAGAACACUUACUGAUUAAAAAAUAAAAUAUUCAAAAUUAACAAAUAGAAGUAGAUUAAAUGCAUUUUUGGUUGGCUGUUGUGGUACUUCUGUGGUCACGUGCGGUCCAUGGCUACGGCAGCAAUCCCUAUGCAAUUUCCAAUAGACAGGCCAUACGCAUUGGUCUAAUCACUGACGAUAGCACGGACAGAAUACGCCAAACGUUCGAGCAUGCCAUUGCCGUGGUUAACAGCGACCUGAGCGUCCCGCUGGUGGGUGAAACGGAGCAAGUGGCUUAUGGGAACUCUGUGCAUGCUUUUGAGCAACUAUGCAGACUAAUGCAGAAUGGGGUGGGCGCCGUAUUUGGACCUGCUGCCAGGCAUACUGCUGCCCAUCUACUGAAUGCCUGCGAUGCCAAGGAUGUGCCCUUCAUAUAUCCGCACCUGUCGUGGAGUCCACAGACCGAUGGCUUUAACCUGCAUCCGCAUCCGGAGGACAUUGCCCAUGCGCUCUUCGACAUCAUCACACAGUUCGAGUGGUCACGCUUUAUUUUCUGCUACGAGUCCUCGGAAUACCUCACCAUACUGGAUCACCUAAUGACAUUGUAUGGCACCAAGGGACCAGUCAUCAAAGUGAUGCGCUACGAUCUCAAUCUCAAUGGCAACUACAAGGCGGUUCUGCGGCGCAUCCGCAAAUCGCAGGAUAGCCGCAUCGUGGUUGUUGGCUCAACGGAGGGCGUGGCCGAGCUGCUGCGACAGGCUCAGCAAGUGGGCAUCAUGAAUGAGGACUACACAUAUUUGGUGGGAAAUCUUGAUCUGCACACCUACGAGCUGGAGGAGUACAAAUACAGCGAGGCAAAUAUAACCGGCAUACGCAUGUUUGACCCGGAUAAGAAAGAGGUGCGUGACUUAGUCGAAACACUGCAACACGAGAUAGGCGAAAGUGAGCCCAUGAACAAUGGUAAGAGCUGAGUAUCAAUUCUCCCCCAUUCCCCCUUACUUAAUUCAAUGAUUGCAGGUUCUUCCACCAUAACGUUGGCCAUGGCCCUAACCUAUGAUGCAGUGCGAGUCAUUGCCGAAACAACCAACUUUCUGCCCUACCAGCCGCAGCAGCUGAAUUGCUCUGAGCGCCAUGAUAACGUUCAGCCAGAUGGCUCCACAUUCAAGAACUAUAUGAGAUCGUUGGACAUUUUGGACAAAACCAUUACGGGACGAAUAUUUUUUCAAGGCAAUAUGCGUAAGAAAUUCAGCUUCGAUGUGAUCGAGCUGCAGCCCGUGGGUCUGGUGAAGAUCGGCACCUGGGAGGAGGGCAAAGACUUUGAAUUUAAGCGGCCACCACCGAUAAUAGAUCUGAAUGAGAACGAGGAAAAUACCUUAGUGAAUAAAACAUUUAAAGUGCUUAUCUCUGUCCCGAACAAACCCUAUGCUAGUCUGGUGGAAAGCAUUAAUACUCUGAUUGGCAAUGAUCAGUACGAGGGCUAUGGCGUAGAUCUGAUUAAGGAGCUGGCUGACAAACUUGGCUUCAACUUUACCUUUCACAAUGGUGGCAAUGAUUAUGGCUCCUUCAAUAAGAGCACAAACAUGACAACAGGAAUGCUCAAGGAAAUUGUUGAGGGCCAUGCAGACCUGGCCAUCACUGAUUUGACUAUCACUUCAGAAAGAGAGGAAGCCAUUGACUUCUCCAUACCAUUUAUGAACCUAGGUAUUGCCAUUUUAUAUAUAAAACCGCAAAAGGCCGAGCCUGAGAUCUUUUCAUUCAUGGACCCAUUUUCAAAGGAGGUUUGGCUGUACCUGGGCAUUGCGUAUUUAGGAGUCUCACUGUGUCUGUUUGUGCUGGGCCGUCUCUCACCUUCAGAAUGGGAUAAUCCGUAUCCCUGUAUCGAAGAGCCGGAAGAACUAGAGAAUCAAUUUACCAUAAAUAAUUCACUGUGGUUCACCACAGGAGCGUUGCUCCAACAGGGCUCUGAGAUCGCGCCCAAAGCCCUGAGCACACGUACUAUAUCAGCUAUUUGGUGGUUCUUCACGCUGAUCAUGGUAUCGUCAUACACUGCGAACUUGGCUGCGUUUCUGACCAUAGAAAACCCGUCCAGCUCAAUUAACAGCGUUGAAGAUCUGGCAGAGAACAAAGAUGACGUUCAAUACGGUGCAAAACGUACCGGCUCAACGAGAAACUUUUUCUUGACGUCCGAAGACCCGAUCUACAUGAAAAUGAAUACCUACAUGACCAAUCAUCCAGAGAUGCUUACUGAAACAAAUCAAGCUGGCGUCGAUAAAGUCAAGGCGGGCACAAAAUAUGCUUUUCUCAUGGAGUCAACGUCUAUAGAGUAUAAUACGGUGAGGGAAUGUAGUCUGAAAAAGAUUGGCGAAGCGCUGGAUGAGAAGGGUUAUGGCAUUGCAAUGCCUAAGAACUGGCCGUAUCGCGAUAAAUUCAACAAUGCGCUGCUCGAGCUGCAGGAACAGGGAGUCCUGGCUAGGCUAAAGAACAAAUGGUGGAAUGAAAUAGGUGCCGGUGUUUGCAGCGACAAGAGCGACGACGAGGGCUCUUCUGCAUUGGGCAUGAAAAAUUUAAGUGGCAUUUACGCUGUGCUAAUCGUUGGUUCAUUGUUUUCCUUUAUCAUCUCCUUUUUCUACUGGUGUUUGUUUGUCUUCAAGAAAGCCAAGUUCUAUGAGGUGCCCUUCUGCGAUGCGCUUGCUGAGGAGUUUAAGAUUGUUGUCAGUUUUGCGGAAAAUGAACGCGCUCUGAAGAGCGCCCAGUCGGUCUAUUCACGCAGUCGCAAUUCCUCACAGUCCAUAGACUCUCUGGAAACUGAUUCGGAGAAUAAUCUACCCGAUGGAGACUCAAUGUUUAUGAUUAAUAUUUUAAUAUAUUUUUCAAUAAUCACAUCAAGAAUUCCGAUUCUUAAUGCCCAAUACGAUCAUUAUGGCGGAUAUGAUAGCUUCCAAAACGCGGCCAGCAUUCCGAUUGGUUUGCUCACUGAUCAAAAUACGGAUGAAAUGAAUAUUGUAUUUGAUCAUGCAAUCGAUGUAGCUAAUGAAGAGCUGGGCCUAGCUAUGACAUCCCUAAAAGCGGAGGUGAACUACGGCGAUGCUUACCACAGUUACGGUAAGCUGUGUCGCAUGCUGGAGACGGGUAUAGCAGGUGUCUUUGGACCUUCGUCACGACACACAGCCUUGCACCUGAUGUCCAUAUGCGAUGCCAUGGAUAUACCCCAUAUAUACUCUUAUAUGAGCGAAAAUUCCGAGGGCUUUAAUUUGCAUCCCCAUCCUGCUGACCUAUCGAAGGCUCUCUAUAGCCUUAUCACUGCAUUCGAGUGGUCGCGUUUUAUAUUUCUUUAUGAGUCGGCUGAAUAUCUGAGUAUUCUGAAUGAGCUCAACUCCCUCUUCGGCAUGAAUGGGCCAAUCGUCACAGUUUUACGCUAUGACAUGCAGCUGAAUGGGAAUUACAAGCCGGUGUUAAGGCGCGUACGCAAGUCCAAAGACAAUCGGAUUGUAGUUGUGGGAUCCACAGAUACAGUGCCAGAGUUUCUAAAUCAAGCACAACAAGUUGGCAUUAUCAAUGAGGACUACAGUUAUAUCAUUGGCAAUUUAGACUUCCACUCAUUCGAUUUGGAGGAGUACAAAUACAGUGAGGCCAACAUAACAAGUUUUCGAAUGUUUUCCUCGGAAAAAAUGGUGGUCAAGGAGCUUAUGGAGAAAAUGGGCUAUACGAGCGCACAAGAUGACUUUCGGAAUGGCUCCUGUCCCAUUACCGUAGAAAUGGCUCUCACAUAUGAUGCAGUGCAAUUGUUUGCUGAAACUUUAAAGAAUCUGCCCUUUAAACCGGUCUCCCAGAAUUGCUCACAACGCACAGAAAGUGUGCGAGACGAUGGUUCCUCUUUCAAGAACUAUAUGAGAACGCUGCGUCUUAAAGACCGAUUGCUCACCGGACCUAUUUACUUUGAGGGCAACGUACGCAAAGGAUAUCAUUUGGACGUAAUUGAGCUACAGCCCUCCGGAAUAGUCAAAGUGGGCACUUGGAGCGAGGAGCGUGACUUCAGACCAGAGCGCUUGGCGGCGACCAACUCUCAAUUCGAUAAUAUUGAUAAUUCUCUGGCAAACAAGACUUUCAUCAUACUGCUUUCAGUGCCGAACAAACCUUACGCCAGCUUGGUGGAGAGCUACAAGCAGCUUGAGGGCAACAGUCAAUAUGAAGGAUAUGGUGUAGACCUGAUCAUGGAACUGGCUGACAAACUUGGAUUCAACUUUACAUUUAAGAAUGGAGGCAAUGACUACGGCUCAUACAACAAAACUUCGAACGAAUCCACGGGCAUGCUAAGAGAGAUAAUGCAUGGACACGCCGAUUUGGCAGUUACCGAUCUGACUAUAACAUCGGAGCGUCAGGAGGCCAUUGAAUUUAGUAUACCGUUUAUGAAUCUUGGCAUCGCUAUACUGUUUUUGAAGCCUCAGAAAGCCCAGCCGGAACUUUUCACCUUCAUGGAUCCAUUUUCGGAGGAGGUUUGGUGGUUUCUCGGACUGUCCUUUUUGGGCGUUUCGUUAAGCUUCUUCAUACUUGGCCGUCUGUCGCCCAGUGAAUGGGAUAACCCAUAUCCGUGCAUUGAAGAGCCAGAAGAGUUGGAGAAUCAGUUUACAAUAGGCAACUCUAUUUGGUUUACAACUGGUGCUCUGCUACAGCAAGGCUCCGAAAUAGGACCCAAAGCCUUAUCCACACGCACUGUGGCUAGUUUUUGGUGGUUCUUCACGUUGAUUGUCGUGUCCUCCUAUACAGCUAAUCUGGCUGCUUUCUUGACUAUUGAAAAACCACAAAGUUUAAUCAACAGCGUGGAUGAUUUGGCGGAUAACAAAGAUGGCGUUGUCUAUGGAGCCAAGCGAACGGGAUCAACUAGGAAUUUCUUCUUGAACUCUGAGGAUGAACGCUACAUAAAAAUGAAUAAAUUUAUGACUGAGCAUCCCGAGUAUCUAACAGAGACCAAUCAGGAGGGUGUGGACCGCGUUAAAGUUAGCACUCAAUACGCGUUUCUCAUGGAAUCAACAUCCAUUGAGUACAACACAAAACGUGAAUGUAAUCUGAAGAAAAUUGGCGAUGCUCUGGACGAGAAAGGCUAUGGCAUAGCCAUGCGGAAAAAUUGGCCCCAUCGUGAUAAAUUGAAUAAUGCUCUGCUGCAGCUGCAGGAGCAGGGCGUGCUGGAGAAGAUGAAAAACAAAUGGUGGAAUGAAGUUGGCUCUGGUAUUUGCGCCACCAAGGAAGAAGCACCAGAGGCUACAGCUCUGGCCAUGGAUAAUUUGGAAGGCGUUUUCUUCGUGCUGCUCGUGGGUUCAUGUUGUGCGUUGCUCUAUGGGGCUGUCAGCUGGGUGCUGUUCAUCGUCAAAAAGGCGCGGCACUUUAAGGUGCCGUUCAAGGAGGCCUUCUUGGAAGAGUUUCGGUUUUUAAUUGACUUCAAUAACUAUGUACGCGUGCUCAAGAGCUCGGAUUCGAUUUACUCACGCAGUCGUCAGUCUUCUAUGUCAGUGGGUUCAAUAGGACAGUAAUGAUACCAUUAAAUUGGUCAUCGUUAGCUUUAUUAAAAACUUUUUUAAUUUAAAUGGAAUGCUUGAAAUAAUUUGAAAAACACUUUUCCAAGUUCAAAUGCCUAUUAAAGCAACUGCAUAUAGCUUAACUGUUAAUACUAAUUGUUCUGUGCAAUAAACGUAGUUGAUUUGCCUAUGCACC